Messenger RNA from Tupaia belangeri chinensis (Chinese tree shrew), 2448 nucleotides. RefSeq names its product zinc finger protein 365 (gene ZNF365). NCBI's taxonomy places the organism in Eukaryota, Metazoa, Chordata, Mammalia, Scandentia, Tupaiidae. Bases 45 to 1268 code for a protein of 407 amino acids. Gene Ontology annotation, biological process: regulation of DNA strand resection involved in replication fork processing; regulation of neuron projection development; regulation of double-strand break repair via homologous recombination. The transcript is spliced from 5 exons. The record is from RefSeq and is a predicted model, not a curated record.
GGGAGCAGCUGCAGUAGCAGCAACAAGUCGGGACUGUUAGAGUAAUGCAACAGAAGGCUUUUGAGGAAAGCAGAUACCCCUGGCAGGAAUCCUUUGAGAAUGUUUCUGUGUGCCUGCCAUUCCGCUGCCCGAGGUGUGGAGACCAUACCAGAUUUAGAAGCUUAUCGUCCUUGAAGGCCCAUCUGGAAUUCAGUCACAGCUAUGAAGAAAGAACCCUCUUGACAAAAUGCAGCCUCUUUCCAUCCCUCAAAGACACAGACCUAGUUACAUCCUCAGAACUCCUGAAACAGGGAAACUUGCAGAGUGGUGGCAACGUGGUAAAGCAGAAACCCAGCUAUGUUAACUUGUAUAGCAUUUCCCAUGAACGCUCCAAGGACAGGAAGCCAUUUGAGGUGGUGGCAGAGAGGCCUGUUUCCUACGUGCAGACCUACACUGCUAUGGACCUAUGUGCAGACUCGCUGGAUGGGCCACGGUCUAGUCCUGGACUUCCAACCUCAGACACCAAAGCUUCUUUCGAGGCACACGUCAGAGAAAAAUUCAAUCGGAUGGUUGAGGCUGUGGAUCGGACCAUUGAGAAGAGGAUUGAUAAACUCACUAAAGAGUUGGCCCAGAAAACUGCUGAACUGUUGGAAGUUCGGGCAGCUUUUGUGCAGCUAACUCAGAAAAAGCAAGAAGUGCAGAGACGAGAGCGGGCCCUGAACAGACAGGUGGACGUGGCUGUGGAAAUGAUCGCUGCACUGAGGCAACGCCUGACAGAAUCUGAGGAGGAGCUUCUUAGGAAAGAGGAAGAAGUUGUUACAUUCAACCAUUUCCUGGAAGCAGCAGCUGAGAAAGAGGUUCAAGGGAAAGCUCGGCUCCAAGACUUUAUCGAGAAUCUGUUGCAACGGGUAGAACUGGCGGAAAAGCAGUUAGAAUUCUAUCAAAGCCAGCAGGCCUCUGGCUUCUACCGGGACAUCAGCGAGCAUGUGCUUACAGAUAUCUCUGCAAAUAAGAAACCCAAAUGCCUAAGCAGAGUGCACUCACAUUCUGUGUAUAACCAUCCUGAUCUCAAGACCCACUUCCAUCCAAAGGGAAGGAACUACAUGAAAAAAGGCAAGGAUGACCGAGCCAGCAUGCAGCCUACCAAGUCCAUUCACGAACAGGCCGAGUCCUCGAGAGAACUCUGCAGACCGCUGAAGAAAGGGGAGUUCUUAGGGUGCAGCCGAAAGGGUAACCUCCGGCCCAAGAUGGCCAAGAAAAAGCCAACGGCAAUCGUGAACAUUAUCUGAAAGAAUGGGUGGCACUGGACCAUCACCACUGGGCUUUGGGGAACGUUACUCCAGGGAACAACCAUAAUGUUCUUCUGAAUGCAUCCCAUAGUAAGACACGUUAGAAAAGCAAAGGGCAUAGCACAUUUCAAGCUCCUCCAUUAACCAGAAUUUACCAAGCAGGAGUCUCAGUAAGUCAGAAUUGUAUUAUAAUCCCCUUUGCAAAGCUAGAGGCAAAUUUUAUGAAGAAUAAAAAAAUUAAAAUAAUCCUAUCCCACAAUCUUAAUAAAACAAAGCCCAACAUCUAUAAUAAUUGACCCAGGCUUCAGCACGUCAGCUUCUAUGCAGUGGUUAUUAAUUCUCAGACGCAAGACCACACAGGAUGUGAGGCCCUGGGAGAAAAUUAUCUGUUCCCACUGCUUUGUAAAUUGUGAAGUAAGGAAUGGGAGCUAUAAAGUUCUGAUAAUAUCAGGGAAAUAAAAAUAUUUUUAAGUUUCCCCUUAAUUAAUUUGAAGGCCUCCAAAAUAAGGAUUCCUGUUCCCCAGGUAUUCUGGUUAAUCAAGAUUGCAGUCUUGGAGUUGCUGAAGGGACGUGUUCAGUCAGACUUAGUUCUCAUUUCAACAGACUGUUUUUCAGGUUUUUUUGUUUUCUUAGGUGCAUGUUUAUUCAGAUUUUGGUACACUUCCAUGCUUUUCAUGGCCACGUAUUCUGCCCCCUCAGACUGUGCUUCCAGCCUCUGUCUUAAUAGCUGCUUCUAUUGCUGUGGCUGGAGAAGAUGGUGCCACCCUUUGGAUCAUACCCAUCAUGGGUGCAGUGUCUGAGUGGUUGUAACGCCAGCAGAUCGCACAGGUCAUGUCCUGUGACCAUCCUGGAGGUGCUGUAGGUGUCACUCAGCCCUUCUCUAAGACCUGCUUCCCUGGUAGUAUCAGCAGCUGUGGGCAUGACUUUCUCUUCGCCAACUUGACUUUUCCAUCCAACAGUUCACUUUGCCUCCUGCCGUGUCUACACCCUUUUAUUACUAAACUAUACCCUUUAUUACUCAACUAUACCUCCAAGUGUUGAGUGACCACUGUACAUUGCAUCCCACAGUAAGUCCUGAAAUAAGCAAUGCAUAUAGGAUCCAGUCUGACACUGCCCUCUCCUUUCUAAAAAGGCUGUUGUUUCCACAAAGAACUAUCUGAUACAAACCUGCUUUACGAUU